AAAAAACCUAACAUUUCUUUAUUGGAAGCACAAAACAAAUAUACUUAAAUUAUUACAAACCUAAAAAUAAACAAAAAGCCCAUAUAUGUCUUCAAACCAUCAUAAAAUUCAUCUUCAGAAAAAACCCACAAGCACUAUCAACUUCCGGCGCCGGCGACCUAAAGAAACCACCAUUUCCACCACCACCGCCGUCGUAAACCACCACAACCACCCUUCUGUCGUCUCGCCAGAAAACAGUUCUUGGUGUUGUCCAUCUGCUAUAUCUUCUCACAAACCAGCUCCCCAAACACAACCCGCUUCGUAUACUCCGGUACCGGAAUCUAUUCCCGGCGAAACUCCGGUAAGUACUGAAAAGCACCAACUUUCUGACACCGUUUUAAAUCUUGAUAACAAAAACAUGAUUACUAAUCAUCAAGAAACAACAUUCCCAUCAUCUUUUUCAAAUUUUAACUCUGCUUUGACUGCCGGACUUUUGAAUCCGAUGUCUCCGCCGCUGCCGCCGUCCGCCGGAGAUAAAACCCGAUCUAGCCCGACCCUUUUUGAAAUGAUGGCUAAUGAGCCUGAAUGUAAGAUCCCCAAUAAUAAUACAAAUAAUUUAAAUGGAAAUAAUAUUAUAUAUUCAAACAUUAAAAAGUCCAACAACAAUGUGAUCCCACAGCCCAUUAUUGUUGACAAACAAGCACUGUUGCAACAAAGAUUGUUGGAUCUUUUAUCUAUUCGGAGCCCCGGGAGUCAGUUCAAUGACCCGAAUUCGAGUGAUGUGAAACUUACAUUGAGUUCUAAAGAUGGUUUGAGUGUUUGUAUGAAUGCCCAUAGGCAGAUCUUGGUGGGCCAUAGUCGGUUUUUCGCAGUGAAGUUAGCCGAUUAUAGGCGGAAAAUGGGUCAACAAGGUGGUCAACCAGGUCAACCUUACAUUGUUGAGAUUGCUGAUUGUGAUGAUAUUGAGGUUUAUAUCGAGUCCAUUCGAUUGAUGUAUUGUAAAGAUUUGAGAAGGAAGCUAAUGAAGGAUGAUGUUCCUAGAGUACUUGGUAUCUUGAAGGUGUCAGCAGCGAUCGGAUUCGAUGCCGGAGUUUUAUCUUGUUUGGAGUACCUAGAAGCUGCUCCAUGGGCCGAAGAUGAAGAAGAAAAAGUAGCAUCUUUAUUAGCUGAGCUUCAUCUUGAAGGAGCAGGUGCCAGUGAAGUAUUAAAGCGCGUUUCAGUUGAUUUUACAUCUGGGGUUGAUGAAAGUAACAACAAUGAAGAGGUUCUUCUUAAACUGAUACAUAUCGUUCUUGAAGGAAAAGAUGAAAAGGCUAGACGAGAGAUGAAAGUUUUGGUUGCAAAAAUGCUUCGAGAGAAUUCGUCACACAACGAUCUAAGAAAAGCAUCUUUAUAUUCUGCAUGUGACAAAUGUUUGCUUUUGUUAAGAAAACAUUUCUUGAAAGCUUCUAAUGGGGAUUUACAAGAUGUUGUCCAAAUCACACGACAAGCAGAUAAUUUACAUUUUCUUCUUGAUAUUUUGAUAGAUAGACAGAUUUCGGAGGAUUUCUUGGAAUCAUGGGCAUCAUUGACUGAAUUAUCUGAAGUUCAUUCUAAAGUACCACCACUUCACAGAUAUGAAAUCAGUAGAGUAACAGCAAGAUUAUUUGUGGGAAUCGGAAAAGGUCAACUUUUGGCCUGUAAAGAUUCAAGAUGUUUACUAUUACAGACAUGGUUGGUUCCAUUUUAUGAUGAUUUUGCAUGGAUGAAAAGAGCAUCGAAAGGGCUAGAUCGUCAUUUGAUUGAAGAUGGGCUGGGAAAUACUAUUUUGACUUUACCAUUAUCAUGGCAACAAGACAUAUUGAUGACUUGGUUUGACCGAUUUUUGAAUUCUAGUGAUGAUUGUCCAAAUAUACAGAGAGCGUUCGAGGUUUGGUGGAGACGUGCAUUUUCAAAAACUGGUCAACAUUGUCCUGAUAGGUCACAGCAGUUUCGUAUUACAAAUUAAAAUUACUAGAUUUGUUGAAAUUGAGGAUCGCAAGCAGCCUGUUUUGUCCGUGUGUUCUUCCUUUUAACUGGUGAGUAUUUGCUUUUAGUCGAAGAUUAACGUUUUAUGUCAAAUAGUUUGAUGUAAAAAUUCCAUUAUUGAUCUUGAUUCUUAAAAGAAAUUUGAGCUUCAUUCUA
Erigeron canadensis is the source of this 2142-nucleotide messenger RNA. RefSeq names its product BTB/POZ domain-containing protein At1g63850. Bases 86 to 1966 code for a protein of 626 amino acids. NCBI's taxonomy places the organism in Eukaryota, Viridiplantae, Streptophyta, Magnoliopsida, Asterales, Asteraceae. The record is from RefSeq and is a predicted model, not a curated record. Gene Ontology annotation, molecular function: protein binding. The transcript has 2 exons.